UAGGUCAAGGGGAGGAGGAAACCACGUGUGAUCAUCAGCACCAUGUACAGCACUGUCCUUCCUCAGUAGACUUGUUUUUGUAAGCUUGUACCCUUCGCAUGUAGCCACCUAGCCUGCUGAUAGCCGGAGAGAAGCAUAUUUUUGUAUUUUCACCUCAGACUCACGUAUUUAAGCUAAGCUGCUGGGGGGUUUCUGUUGCCACACUGACUGCCCACCAUGGUGAGCAAGACAGAUGACAUCCCGGCGUCAGUGCCUAACUGUAAUCCGGUUGAUCUUGCGGAUGAAGCCGGGGAUGGAGCCCAGGAGGACGGCAAAGAAACCAGCAAGACACAUCUGAAGGAUCCCUGCGGCUGUGGGCACACUGCAGAUACAGCCAUAAUGAAUGGUGAUGGGGCUCAUGAUCAUGCAGAGGAGGCAGAAUCAAAGCAGGAUGCAAACAGCGAUGCGGACGGAGGAGAUGAUUCCAACGAACAGGAAGUGAUAGUGAUCCAGGACACGGGCUUCACUGUUAAGAUCCAGGCGCCUGGAACAGAGCCAUUUGACCUGCAGGUGUCUCCUCAGGAAAUGGUACAGGAGAUCCAUCAGGUGUUGAUGGACCGGGAGGACACCUGCCAUCGCACCUGCUUCUCCCUUCAGCUCGACGGAAACGUGCUGGACAACUUCGCUGAGCUCAAGUCCAUCGAGGGUCUGCAGGAGGGCUCGCUGCUCAAAGUGGUGGAAGAACCCUACACAGUGCGCGAGGCCCGCAUCCAUGUGCGCCACAUCAGAGACCUGCUGAAGAGUCUGGACCCGUCAGACUCCUACAACGGAGUGGACUGCAACUCCCUCUCCUUCCUCAGCGUCUUCACCGAUGGAGACCUCGGAGAUAGUGGUAAGCGAAAGAAAAAGGGCAACGAGCUGGAGCAGAUUGACUGCACCCCCCCAGAGCACAUCCUGCCCGGCAGCAAAGAUCGCCCCCUGCUGCCUCUCCAGCCCCAGAACAAAGACUUGAAGCCGAUGCAGUGCCUGAAGGUCCUGACCAUGAGCGGCUGGAACCCUCCCCCUGGAAACAGGAAGAUGCACGGUGACCUGAUGUACCUGUACAUGGUGACGGUGGAGGAGCGCCACAUCAGCAUCACUGCCUCGACACGCGGCUUCUACCUCAACCAAUCUACUACAUAUACCUUUAACCCUAAGCCAGCCAAUCACAGCUUCCUGAGCCAUUCUCUGGUGGAGCUGCUGAGCCAGAUCAGCCCUGCCUUCAAGAAGAACUUCACUGCCCUGCAAAAGAAAAGGGUCCAGAGGCAUCCGUUUGAGAGGAUAGCAACACCCUUCCAGGUGUACAGCUGGACAGCUCCGCAGGUAGACCACGCCAUGGACUGUGUUCGAGCUGAAGACGCCUACACCUCCCGCCUGGGUUACGAGGAGCACAUACCUGGACAGACCAGAGAUUGGAACGAGGAGCUGCAGACCACCAGAGAGCUGCCCAGGAAGAACCUGCCUGAACGCCUGCUGAGGGAGAGGGCCAUUUUCAAGGUCCACAGUGACUUUGCAGCAGCUGCCACACGAGGAGCCAUGGCAGUCAUUGAUGGCAACGUCAUGGCCAUCAACCCAGGGGAGGAAACGCGCAUGCAGAUGUUCAUCUGGAACAACAUCUUCUUCAGCCUGGGCUUCGAUGUACGGGACCACUACCUUGAGCUGGGUGGAGAUGCUGCCGCCCACGCUGCACCCACCAAUGACUUGAAUGGAGUCCGGGCGUACGGGGCGGUGGAUGUGGAGGGUCUGUACACUCUGGGGACGGUGGUGGUGGACUACAGAGGCUACCGUGUCACCGCUCAGUCCAUCAUCCCGGGUAUCCUGGAGCGAGAGCAGGAGCAGAGCGUCAUCUACGGCUCCAUCGACUUCGGAAAGACGGUCGUGUCUCACAGCAAAUACCUGGAGCUGCUGGAGAAAACCAGCCGGCCACUCAAGGUCCAGAGGCACAACGUGCUGAAUGAGAAGGACGAGGCAGUGGAGCUGUGCUCUUCGGUCGAAUGUAAGGGCAUUACCGGAAAUGAUGGCCGACAUUACAUCCUGGACCUUCUCCGUACCUUCCCUCCUGACCUCAACUUCCUGCCUGUGGAUGGAGAGGAGCUGUCUCCAGAGAGUCAGCGCCAAGGCUUCCCUCGCCCACACCGCCACCGCCUGGCUUGUCUACGCCAAGAGCUCAUUGAGGCCUUCGUUGAGCACAGAUAUCUUCUCUUCAUGAAGAUGGCCGCAUUACAGCUCAUGCAACAGAAAGCAAACAAGGACGCUAAAGCUAAUGUACCCGCCAUCACAGAAACGUCUGAAACACCCACAGAAAACAAAGCAGAGACGACCCAGACCCCAGCAUCAGAGUCUACCAGUGCAACAGAGGCCUCCACAGACAGCCCAAGCCAGACAGAGAACAAUACCUCUGCUGCUUCACAGGCAGCGACUGAAGGGGAAGACAAAUCCUCAAAGCCCACCGCAAACAGGCCUCAGAACGGGGAAUACAAGAGCCCACUGGAGGGUAAGGAGCUUGAGGAAAUUAUUCCUGGAUUGGCUCAGGCCAAAGAGCUGGCGCAGACCUUAGUUGCUGAAGAUGGAUCUUGUAUUGAUCCCAAAAGCCGCGAGGUCGUCCUGAAUGCCUGCAAGGCAGUCGGCUCAAUCAGCAACACAUCUUUUGACAUUCGCUUCAACCCCGACAUCUUCUCCCCAGGAGUACGUUUCCCAGAAGAUGCUGCAGAUGAUAUCCAGAAGCAGAAGCAGCUUCUCAAAGACGCUGCAGCCUUCCUGGUUUCCUGUCAGAUCCCAUCACUGGUUAAAGACUGUUUGGACCACAGCGCUCUGCCCAUGGAUGGAGCCACACUGACCGAGGCCUUGCACCAGAGAGGCAUCAACGUCCGCUAUCUGGGCAACGUCCUGGAGUUUGUGGACAAGACCCCGGCCAAAGCCCAGCUGGAGCACUUCUAUAGAAUAGGAAUCACUGAGAUGAUCACCAGAUGUGCAAAACACUUCUUCAAGACAUACCUCCAGGGUGUGGAGUUGUCUGCCCUCUCUGCCGCUGUAAGCCAUUUCCUAAACUGCUUCCUGAGCUCCUUCCCUGACGCUGUCGCCCACCUGCCUCCCGACGAGCUGGUCUCACGCCGCAAAAACCGCAAACGUCGCAACAGGGUCCCAGGCGGAGGAGACAACACGGCGUGGGCCAGCCUGACGCCCAGCGAGAUGUGGAAGAACAUCGCCUCCGAGGCCAGCAGCUACUAUCACUUCACCAUCGAGUGUGAAAGUGUGGACCUGGUCGUGGAGAAAUACGGCCUCCAGAAAAGCACUCUGCUCAGAGAGAUUUCCUUAAAAACUGGGAUCCAGAUUCUCCUAAAGGAGUAUAACUUUGACAGCCGCCACAAGCCUGCCCUCACAGAGGAGGACAUCCUGAAUAUUUUCCCUGUUGUGAAGCAUGUGAACCCCAAAGCCUCAGAUGCCUUCCACUUCUUCCAGAGCGGCCAGGCCAAAGUGCAGCAAGGUUUCCUGAAGGAGGGAUGUGAGCUGAUCAACGAGGCUCUGAAUCUUUUCAACAAUGUGUACGGAGCCAUGCAUGUGGAGAUCUGUGCCUGCCUGCGCCUGCUGGCACGCCUUAACUAUAUCAUGGGAGACCACGCUGAGGCUCUCAGUAACCAGCAGAAGGCUGUUCUGAUGAGUGAGAGAGUCCUGGGCAUCGAGCACCCCAACACCGUUCAAGAAUAUAUGCACUUGGCUCUGUACUGCUUUGCCAACGGCCAGCUGUCGACGGCCCUAAAGCUGCUGUACCGCGCCCGUUACCUCAUGUUGGUGGUCUCCGGGGAAGACCACCCCGAGAUGGCACUGCUAGACAGUAACAUUGGUCUGGUGCUGCACGGUGUAAUGGAGUAUGAUUUAUCGCUGAGAUUCCUGGAGAACGCCUUGACUAUCAACACAAAGUACCAUGGAGCCCGGUCCCUCAAAGUGGCCCUCAGCCAUCAUUUGGUUGCGAGGGUUUACGAGAGCAAAGCUGAGUUCCGCUCUGCGCUGCAGCACGAGAAGGAGGGUUACACCAUCUACAAGAACCAGAUGGGUGAGGCACAUGAGAAGACCAAGGAGAGCUCUGAGUACCUGAAGUAUCUCACCCAGCAGGCAGUAUCUCUGCAGAGAACCAUGAACGAGAUCUACAAGAACGGCUCCAACGCCAGCAUCACGCCACUCAAGUUCACUGCUCCCAGCAUGGCCAGUGUCUUGGAACAGCUCAACAUUAUCAACGGCAUCAUCUUCAUACCGCUCAGCCAAAAGGAUCUGGAGAACCUGAAGGCAGAGGUGCAGAGGCGGCAGCAGCUGCAGGAGCUGGGGAGGCUCGAAGAGGCCACUGAGGACAGAGCACUGGAACUGGAUGACAAAAUUCCCAUUGAUUAGUGUACAAAGCCCUCAACACAGCUACUUUCUGCUAUGGGGGGGCGGGGAGAGGCCGUGACCCAACAGCCAUGUCACUGAGCCUGUGGACCCAGAAACCGAGCGGUCUAAAUCAGCAUUGAAAUAAACGGGGAGGGAAGGGUCAGGUGAGACCAGAGAACAAACUGUAUGAACUGUAGGAAAGAGGAAUACAGAGCGGGGAUUUUCCUACGAGGUAGGAAGGGAAGGAGGAGAAAGUACAAAUCUAAAGUCAAUGUAACAUGCAAUCUGAAAAAUCCCCAGUCCAAGAACCUGGUGAUGUGAAGUCACGUUUAGGUGUUGGCUGCUUUAGAAAUAUGACCUCAUAUAUAAAAGAGUGGUUGCAGGCAGGGGUGGGUGACCAAGGAUGAUCAUGACAUUGUAAACAUGAGCCUUAUCCACUGCACCGUAUUCCCCCAGUAAUGCUUCUUCUCAGCUCAAAAUUCCCACAGCACUGUUAGCCCAGGACCAUAUCUUUUGCCCCGCCAUUCCCAAAAGAGCCUCAUAGACCCCGGUUAUGUAGCCACCCCCCACAACGGUGCUCUAAAUGAUAAAGCAUCUUCCCUGUCCUAAAACUCAGGGGUACUUUUGUGCACUAAGACCAGAAUACAGUCACUAAAUUUGAGAUUUUUCAAGUAGGGCUUCAGAAUGUAAAUUCCCUUCUUCAUGGCUUCUUUGAACCACUUUACAGCAGACACCCGUCAUGCCUGCACAUCACCGAUGGUUACCACAUUUCAUCUUUCUGUCAUUUAUACUUUCAACAUCCCAGGUGGGUGCCUGCUAUGUGCUCUGGUUCAUGUUCCUUCAAGCAAGCAAACCAAUACAGUGGGAAAGUAGUGAGCUUUAAUGGGUUUAAUUUCAUUUGCUGGAAUUCUUUUUUCUUCUCUUGUUUUAGUAUAUAAUGGGUUUUGUAAAAGUGCACAGGAGAAAUGCAAUGGUAUUUUACGCCUGUUAUCAUGAAUAAUUAAUUAAUUUAAACCAUGUCUGUUUUAUAGAAAAUGUAUAGAAGUGGAGAAAAAUAUGUAUAAAUCUCUAUCGGAUUUAGACAGGUACUUGAUUGUUUAUGGAAAACACAGAUUUGAAAACGUCCACCUUUAAGCAGUACAUUUAUCUAUCUAUAUACUAGCUGUGUUCAAUCUUCUAUUUUUACACAUUGAAAGAAUAUGUGCAUGUAUGUGUUUGUAUGUGUGACAGUGUGUGUGUCUUUGUGUAGUCCAACAUAACAUCUACCGGCCAGGGCUGCUGCUGCUUUUGCUGCUGCAUAGUUUGAAUAGAGGCUAAGCAAACAUUGGCUUUCCAAAUGUUUUAUUUUUCUACUCAUAGUAAACCUGUUGGAUGGCUGAUGCCUCUUUUCUUAAAACAUUCAUGGCCACUAAUGUUGUAAAUCUGUUUAUGUAUGAAUUGGUAGUGAAAUGAUUACUCAUCAUCACUAGACAGGUGUUCAGCAUUGGUAGUAAUGGCUGAUUUAUUGUUGCUGGGUGUUUUUGUUCUUUUUGUUUUCCAUUAUUGGGUCAUCUUCUCAUGUGUAUCUGAGAUAAAAACCAGCCAGGAGUGUCUGUUCAUUGAGCAGCAUUUAGAGCACUUUCUCUUGCAGUUUGGAUAUGUGAUCAUGUCCACCGCACAUCCAAAAGUGGGCAAAGAAGGGCUGCCUCAAUGUGCUGUACCAAAAAAAGACUGAUAAAGGUUUGUUUGCGCUUGUAUACAUGCAAUGUUUCCCUCCCAUGGCAAUUUGUUACUUAAUUGUUGCGGUGUCUAAAUGUAUGUGAUUAAAGCAAUAGAGAGUUGGUGCUGGAGCUGAUUGUUUUUCGAAAAUGCAGUUUGAACUUGGCACAAGACAUGCAAGAUGGACUCCUUUCUGUGCAGGCUGAAUUACCUGAAACUAAGAGUGGUAUUAAAAACAAGAGGUGAUCUCUA
Messenger RNA from Gymnodraco acuticeps, 6330 nucleotides. RefSeq names its product clustered mitochondria (cluA/CLU1) homolog a (gene cluha). Gene Ontology annotation, biological process: intracellular distribution of mitochondria. Lineage: Eukaryota; Metazoa; Chordata; Actinopteri; Perciformes; Bathydraconidae. Gene Ontology annotation, molecular function: protein binding; mRNA binding. The transcript has 27 exons. The record is from RefSeq and is a predicted model, not a curated record. The coding region runs from base 217 to 4401 and encodes 1394 amino acids. Gene Ontology annotation, cellular component: cytoplasm.